This is a messenger RNA of Syngnathus typhle (broad-nosed pipefish), 1338 nucleotides long. RefSeq names its product neuronal differentiation 1 (gene neurod1). NCBI's taxonomy places the organism in Eukaryota, Metazoa, Chordata, Actinopteri, Syngnathiformes, Syngnathidae. The coding region runs from base 124 to 1158 and encodes 344 amino acids. The record is from RefSeq and is a predicted model, not a curated record. The transcript is spliced from 5 exons. Gene Ontology annotation, molecular function: protein dimerization activity.
UCACGCGCACGCACGCACGCACGCGGUUGCGUGAUCUCUGAAAAACGGCAAAGCAACAAGAACGACAGCAUCGUCCUCAUCUUCAAACCAGCAUCGUCCUCAUCUUCAUCUUCAUCUCGUGCCAUGACGAGGUCGGAGCAGAAUUUCGGCGAGUCCGAGGUUCAGCAGGAGGAGGCGUGCAGCCCCGCGGGGAUCGGAACGGUGACCGGCACCGGCACCAGCACAGGAGACGAGGAGGAAGAGGACGAUGAGCGCCGCCUCCUGGACGACGAGGACGACGAGGACGAAGACGAGCAAGAGCAGGAGCAGGAGGAAGACGAGGGCGAGGGCGACGGCGAUGGCGACGGCAAGCCAAAGAGACGAGGACCCAAGAAGAAGAAGAUGACCAAGGCUCGCAUGCAGAGGUUCAAAGUUCGGCGUAUGAAGGCGAACGCUCGCGAGCGCAACCGCAUGCACGGUCUGAACGACGCCCUGGAGAGUCUGCGCAAAGUGGUGCCCUGCUACUCCAAGACGCAAAAACUCUCCAAGAUCGAGACCCUGCGCCUGGCCAAGAACUACAUCUGGACCCUCAGCGAGAUCCUGCGUUCCGGGAAAGCCCCGGACCUCAUCACCUUUGUGCAGGCGCUCUGUAAAGGUCUGUCCCAGCCGACCGCCAAUCUGGUGGCGGGCUGUCUGCAGCUGAACCCUCGCACUUUCCUCCCCGAGCAGUCGCCUGAGCUCCCGGCCCACCUGUCGCUGCCGCCUCCGCCGCCGGGCGCCGCCCCUUACGCGGCCCACUUCUCCUACCGGAGUCCCGGGCUGACGCCGGGCCUGCCCAGCCCGCCCUACGGCACCAUGGAGCCCUCGCACAUUUUCCGCCAGGUCAAGGUUCCGGCGUACGGCGCCCCGGACAGCUACUUUGACGGCGUCCCGCUGACGGACAGCCCGCCCUUCGACCCGCCCCUCAGCCCACCCCUCAGCGUCAACGGGAACUUCUCGUCGUUCAAACAGGAGGCUGCUGCUGCGGCGGCGGCGGCCGCGGCGGCGGCAGACUACGACAAGAGCUACCCCUUCGGCGUCCACUACGGCGGGGGCGGGGGCGUCUACCCGCAGGUAGACAACCUGCUGGGCUUCGACGGACACUCGCAUCAGCUCAACGCCAUUUUUCACGAGUCGUGAAAAGAGCUCGCUCCCUGCAUGGCGACGGCCAGACAGACCGGCAGCAAUAAGCCAAACUAUGCAAUUUGACCCCUGCACCCCCCCCCCCCAAAAAAAUCUAUUUUUGAGCGUCCAUCUUGUUGCUUUUUCUAAUGUCCUCUCAUAUUUGGAAAGACUUGUAUUAAAGGGGACCAUUUCGUG